CUGUGGUCGCCUCAAACUUUUUUGACUCCGAAGUCGCACCACCGUAGCGUCGAAUCCAAUCGAUUUUCCGAUGGGUAACUGCAGCGGCGGAAGCGGCGGAGGCGGAAAUGAUUUCCAGUCCUCGUCGUCUGCGCCGAACCAAAACGGCCGGAAGGAUGGGAAGAUAACCGUACUCCCGGCGGCGGCGCCGCCUCCGCCUCGGCGGCCUGUUCUCACCGGCGCCGGUCGGAUCCUCGGCCGGCCGAUGUCCGACGUGCACGCGGCGUACAUUUUCGGUCGGGAGCUCGGCCGGGGGCAGUUCGGCGUGACGCAUCUGGUGACUCACCGCGAGACGCGCCAGAGCUUCGCGUGCAAGUCAAUCGCCACGAGGAAGCUCCUGAAUCCCGACGACGUCGCCGACGUCCGCCGCGAGGUUCAGAUUAUGCACCACCUGACCGGCCACCGGAAUAUCGUGGAGCUGAAGGAGGUGUUCGAGGACCGCCACAACGUCCAUCUGGUUAUGGAGCUUUGCGCCGGCGGCGAGCUCUUCGACCGCAUCAUAACGAAGGGGCACUACUCGGAGCGCGCGGCGGCGGCGAUUUUCCGGCAGAUCGUUACGGUGGUGCACGCCUGCCAUUCCAUGGGGGUUAUGCACCGCGAUUUGAAGCCGGAGAAUUUUCUGCUGUUGAGCGCCGACGACAACUCGCCGCUCAAGGCUACGGAUUUCGGACUAUCCGUUUUCUUCAAACCGGGAGAGGUAUUUAAGGACCUCGUUGGCAGCGCGUACUAUGUUGCUCCCGAAGUUCUUCGCCGGAGUUACAGCGCCGAGGCUGAUAUUUGGAGCGCCGGAGUCAUACUUUACAUUUUGCUCAGUGGCGUUCCCCCUUUUUGGGGCGGUAAGUAUUCGAUGUUGUCUUUGUGGUCACUGCUCGAUUUGGACAGUGUUCUAACUAUCUUUGAAUGUCCAGAGAAUGAGCAGGGGAUAUUCGAUGCUAUUUUGCGGGGGCAUCUCGAUUUUGUAUCGGACCCUUGGCCAUCGAUUUCGGGCAGCGCCAAGGAUCUGGUGAAAAAGAUGCUUCAAGCUGACCCUAAGGACCGGCUCACUGCAGCCGAAGUGCUGAACCAUCCGUGGAUGAGAGAAGACGGGGAUGCAUCCGAUAAGCCUCUGGAUAUUGCGGUCUUGAGUAGAAUGAAGCAGUUCCGUGCGAUGAACAAACUAAAGAAAGUUGCUCUUAAGGUGAUUGCGGAGAAUCUCUCCGAAGAAGAAAUCAUAGGCUUGAAGGAGAUGUUCAAAUCAAUGGAUACAGACAACAGCGGAACGAUUACAUUUGAAGAGUUAAAGGCUGGCCUGCCCAAGCUCGGCACGAAGCUGUCUGAAUCCGAAGUUAGACAGCUCAUGGAAGCGGCGGACGUGGACGGGAACGGGACGAUCGACUAUAUCGAAUUCAUAACAGCUACGAUGCACAUGAACCGUGUGGAGCGGGAAGACCAUUUGUACAAAGCUUUUGAAUAUUUCGACAAGGAUAAGAGCGGGUACAUCACCAUGGAAGAACUCGAGCACGCCCUCAAAGAAUACAACAUGGGCGAUGCUAACACGAUCAAGGAAAUCCUCGCGGAAGUUGACACCGACAAUGAUGGGAAGAUAAAUUACGAGGAGUUUGUCGCAAUGAUGAGGAAAGGAAAUCCGGACAUGGCGACAACGAGACGACGAAAAUAGAAUCACGAAUGGUAUGCAACGCAAUCGAACCUUUGAAAAUUGAUAUGUUUCAUAACAAGUAAUUUCUUGUUCGUGUUUAUAUUCUUGUUAUCGGCGUAUUUACACAUAAGCGAGUUUCGAAAUAUUCAUCAUA
Molecule: messenger RNA, 1829 nt
Organism: Andrographis paniculata
Lineage: Eukaryota; Viridiplantae; Streptophyta; Magnoliopsida; Lamiales; Acanthaceae
Product: calcium-dependent protein kinase 1-like
Exons: 7
Coding region: 71-1696 (541 amino acids)
Biological process (GO): protein autophosphorylation; peptidyl-serine phosphorylation; intracellular signal transduction
Cellular component (GO): nucleus; cytoplasm
Molecular function (GO): calcium ion binding; calmodulin binding; ATP binding
Source: RefSeq, a predicted model, not a curated record